This is a messenger RNA of Stegostoma tigrinum, 1797 nucleotides long. RefSeq lists its product as uncharacterized. Bases 1 to 1797 code for a protein of 598 amino acids. NCBI's taxonomy places the organism in Eukaryota, Metazoa, Chordata, Chondrichthyes, Orectolobiformes, Stegostomatidae. Gene Ontology annotation, molecular function: G protein-coupled receptor activity. The record is from RefSeq and is a predicted model, not a curated record. Gene Ontology annotation, cellular component: membrane. Gene Ontology annotation, biological process: G protein-coupled receptor signaling pathway. The transcript has 6 exons.
AUGGUGCAUUUGGCAGAGCUCUUCGAAAGAUUACAGAAUGCAAAACUACUUAUAAAUUUAGCCAAAACUGAAUUUGCGAAGGCAGAGGUGAUGCCCUUGGAACGCAACAUCGGACACAGAAGGAUGAAUCUGAGUGGUGUGAAGAUGAAGAUCAUCAAGGAAUUUCCAAGAUCAUCCUUGAAGAAGGAGGAGUUUCGAUUUUUGGGACUGAAUGGAUUCUUUUGGAAAUUUAAACAGAAAGCUCUGGAAGUUGGAUAUGUGAAACGAAUAAAGCAAGCAAAUGCCAGAACUGUUCAGAAAGUAGGGCAGCCAUCAGCUUUGAAAAGCGCUACCUUUCAAUCGACCUGUCUACAGUUAAACAAACUGUGCGGCGUAGAAUUGGGUGAACUCAGAAAAACACAUUCGGAGCUUCUGGGAGAAAUGCAUGGAUCCCCGAAAGAACUGGUGUUUGCCAUUUUCUAUCCUCUUCUUGCAGUUAUCGGGCUUCCAGCUAACUUGCUUGCCAUUGUAAUUCUGCUUCGAGGAAACUGCGGCCUUUCCAGAUGUAUCACGCUAUACCUGACGGCGUUGGCAGUGGCAGAUUUCCUGGUCAUUCUAACAGCAGUGGUACUGAACAGGAUUUCUGGUAUCUAUUUCCAAUUCAGUUUUCUGUCAAUUACACCAAUAUGCAGUCUUCGUGCUGUCCUGAACGUUGUAGGUUUGGGCAGCUCUGCCUGGCUAACAGUGGCUUUUGCUUUUGAUCGAUUUGUCGCCAUUUGUUGGCAGAAACUCAAAAUAAAAUACUGCACCGAGAAAACGGCAGCCCGGGUGAUAGGAGCUGUUUAUGUAGCCUUCUGUUUUAUUUCUUCUUUCCUGUAUUUCAUAUAUGAACCGUUGUACAUAGAUAACCAUGUACCCUGGUUCUGCAAUGUAAAGGCCAUAUUUUAUACAGAACCUGCGUGGGCUGCAUAUGACCUGAUUCUUCGCAUUUUAUGCCCUUGUCUCGCAUUCACCCUGAUUCUACUGUUCAAUGCUCGGACUGUCAAACACAUUAUAGUGGCCAGUAAAGCCCGCAGCAGGCUCCGGUCCCAGAAUGGUAAAGAGAAUAAGAACGAUCCAGAGAUGGAGAACCGGAGAAAAUCCAUUGUCUUACUCUUCUGUGUUUCGGGCAGCUUCGUCCUGUUAUGGAUUUGGAUGCUAAUAACUUUCAUCUAUGUCAGAAUUGCGAGUCUGAAUUAUUCGUCCAGUUCUAAUUUUAAUGAAUCCAACUACAUUCUGAAAGAAAUUGGAGUUAUGCUUCAGCUUAUGAGUUCUUGUAUCAACCCAUUCAUCUAUGCAGGGACACAGAGUAAGUUCAGACAGCAGGUAAAAAUUGCACUGAAAUAUCCACUGACGCUUUUUGCAAAAUUUGGCGUCAUGAACAGGAUCGGAAAGAGACCUACCCAAAAAGAGGUGGCAGCCCCAGGGCACUUCCCGGUCCACUGGGGGCACUCCCUAGACUGGCAGAAUAAGGAUUGGCCACCCACAAAGAAAAAGGAGGCCACAUCGGGACACGGCUUUGUAGAGCACCCGCGCACUGUUCGCGACAGACGGCACCUUCCAGUCGCCAAAAACUUCAACUUCCCCUCCCAUAUUGAGGCCAUGGAUUGUAGGCUCCCAAAGCGGAAGAUGAGGUGCUGCUCCUGCAGUUUCCGGGUGGCGUAUUGUCACACUGGAGGAGUUGUUGAAGGACAGUUGGCGUAUUGUGUCCCGUAUGAGGUCACAUUUCUGAACAAAACUGGAGUGUUAAUUAAUCUUGUGCCGUUCUUCUGUGUCUGA